AUGGAGAUCGAACAACAACACCCACCUCAAGUCCACUCCACCACCACUAACCCCACCACAACUACCGCCACCACCACUAUCCCCUCCACCACCUCCGCCGCCGCCGCCCCUGAACCAACCAAAUCCGUAAAACCCAAACACCUCCUCAUCCUCCUCUUCAACAUCCUCGUCCUCCUCAUAGGAGGCAGCGGCAGCCCCCUCAUCAUCCGCGUCUACUUCCUCCACGGCGGAAACCGCAAAUGGUUCACCUCUUUCCUCCAAACCGCCGGCUUCCCUUUCCUCCUCCUCCCCCUCCUCUUCUCCUUCCUCCGCUCGCCCCGCCGCCACUUCUUCCUCAUCUCCCCUUUCCUCCUCCUAUGUUCCGCCUUCAUCGGCCUCUUAACCGGAAUCGACAACUUGUUCUACUCCUACGGUAUAUCUUACCUCCCCGUCUCCACUUCCUCUCUACUCAUCUCCACCCAACUCGCCUUCACCGCCGUCUUCGCCUACUUCAUCGUUAAGCAAAAGUUCGGGGCUUCAUCAAUAAAUGCGGUGGCAUUGCUGACAGUUAGUGCGGUGGUGCUCGGCGUGCACGCUAAUGGCGAUCGACCGGAAGGGGAAUCGAAUUCCAAGUACUAUAUGGGGUUUGCUAUGACGCUCGCCGCGGCGGUUCUGUAUGGGCUGGUCUUGCCAUUGGUAGAGCUCAUGUACAUUAAGUCUAAGAUGAAGAUCGGUUAUACUUUGGUGAUGGAGAUACAGCUUGUGAUUGGGCUCGUCGCCACCGCUUUCUGCACCGUCGCACCGCUUUCUGUACCGUCGGGAUGGCGAUCAACAAGGAUUUUCAGGUGA
Messenger RNA from Phalaenopsis equestris, 828 nucleotides. RefSeq names its product purine permease 1-like. The transcript has a single exon. Gene Ontology annotation, molecular function: purine nucleoside transmembrane transporter activity. The record is from RefSeq and is a predicted model, not a curated record. Gene Ontology annotation, cellular component: membrane. Bases 1 to 828 code for a protein of 275 amino acids. NCBI's taxonomy places the organism in Eukaryota, Viridiplantae, Streptophyta, Magnoliopsida, Asparagales, Orchidaceae.